Molecule: messenger RNA, 2239 nt
Organism: Camelus dromedarius (Arabian camel)
Lineage: Eukaryota; Metazoa; Chordata; Mammalia; Artiodactyla; Camelidae
Gene: VSTM4
Product: V-set and transmembrane domain containing 4
Exons: 8
Coding region: 51-1010 (319 amino acids)
Cellular component (GO): membrane
Source: RefSeq, a predicted model, not a curated record
GGCAGGCAGCGGCGCUGCUCCCGCGUCACAGCGCCAGGCGCGGCGGGGAGAUGCGGCUCCUGGCGCUGGCGGCGGCCGUGCUGUUGGCGCGGGCUCCGGCCCCUGAGGUCUGUGGGGCCCUCAAUGUCACCGUGUCCCCGGGGCCUGUCGUUGACUACCUGGAGGGGGAAAAUGCCACUCUUCUCUGCCACGUCUCCCAGAAGAGGCGGAAGGACAGCUUGCUGGCUGUGCGCUGGUUCUUCACGCGCCCAGACUCCCAGGAGGCCCUGAUGGUUAAGAUGACCAAGCUCCGGGCGGUGCAGUACUACGGGAAUUACAGCCGCAGCUCCUACCGGCAGAGGCUGCGCCUCCAGGAGGAGAGGCGCGGGGCGCUCUACUCACUGUCCGUCCUGAGCCUCCGGCCGGCAGAUCGAGGACACUACGUCUGCAAAGUCCAGGAAAUCAGCAAGCACAGGAAUAAGUGGACGGCCUGGUCCAAUGGUUCCUCAGCGACAGAAAUGAGAGUGAUUUCCCUCAAAGCUUCUGAAGACUCAUCCUUUGAGAAAAAGAAAGAGACCUGGGCAUUUUUUGAAGACCUGUACGUGUACGCCGUGCUCGUGUGCUGCGUGGGGAUUCUCAGCGUUCUGCUCUUUACCCUGACCAUCAUCUGGCAGUCUGUGUUUAGCAAGAGGAAAUCCAGAGUGAGACAUUAUUUGGUGAAAUGCCCUCAGAACAGCUCCGGGGAGACCGUCACCAGCGUGACCAGCUUGGCCCCACUGCAGCCCAAGAAGGGCAAGAGGCGGAAGGAGAAACCCGACAUUCCUCCCGCAGUCCCUGCCAAAGCUCCCAUCGCCGCCACGUUCCACAAACCGAAGCUGCUGAAGCCACAGAGGAAAGUCACCCUGCCAAAGAUUGCCGAGGAGAACUUGACCUAUGCUGAGCUGGAGCUGAUCAAACCCCACCAGACAGCCAAAGGCGUCCCCACCAGCACCGUCUACGCCCAGAUCCUCUUCGAGGAGAACAAGCUGUAACCCAUCCGCCACCCCAGUUAUUUAUGAAACCUUGGAUACAAGAUCCUUAUUUUUGUAUUUUCACUUAUGCCUUCUGUGUGGGUGGGAGCCCCUUUCCAGUGACAUCCCAGGUGCCUUCGGAGAGGUACGAGGCUCCUCUCUGCAAAAGACAGGUCUCCCAGGACAAGAUUUUCUGGGUCUGAGCCCUGACGGGUGAGGACUCUGAUUCUGAGACCACCCAAGGAGAUUCUCUGCUGAGCCAAACCCCUUUAUGUUUUCUUCUCCUUUCUCUGGCUUUCAGUUUGUUUUAAUCCUUUUAAAAAUCUUACUUUUAAUCUUCUACUCUUCCUGUACCUGUGAUAGCAAGCUCAUAGUAUUUAGCUGGAGGAAAUGCCAUUACAGGACCAAGUGUGAGAUGGUAGAUAAGAUACUAACUGGUUUUCAAAGGAUCAGAGAACAUUGCCGGGGCACCCAGAACAGCGCAAAGUGCUUAUCUAAGGCAGUUGCUCAAGAUCGCAUCUCUUGUUUUAAAUAGAUGCACCGACACUGGCGAUUUAGAGGCCAAGAGACAGACUGUGGGCAAGUCUGAGGUCUAAGCUGACAGUGAACUGUCUGAAGACCCCGGUGCCCGAUUCCCCACCCAUUAUCACCCAAGGCCGCAGGACGAGUAGAGCGUUGUCCAUUCUAAGGGCCUGCACCCCUCCCGCAGUGGGGCUUCUGCAGGUGGAGAAAUUUACAUUCUCCAAGAAGUUCUCACUCACCCUCUUCCAAGGGCGCUGGGGAGUUUUCCAUUGAUCGACAGGAUGGAAGGCCUCUGGGAAGGGUGCCAAGGUUACCAGCUCUAAUUGAAUGUCCACUUGCGUGAAAGCAAAUAGUCUUCUGCCUGGUUCCCCAAUAGUAGGACAGUAGGAAAUACAAGCUGAGUUGGAAAACUGUGUCCCGAACACCCCUGUGUUACAGAGUGCCUUGCCCAACUCAACUAUGCAUGUGAAUUCUAAUGCCCUUGCGGGGGAGGGAGGCUGGGAGGCAUGGCGUCUAGAUCCCUGGGGAAGUUGCUCUGUGGACCUGUUCAACAUCCAGGAUCUCCCUGGAGGCAAAUCCAUUCUGGAACACAGCCAUCCUGUCAACUGUGUUGUUAAGGACACUUCUUGAUGUGUGAGUGUGCUUGGCGGUUUUUCACCGCACACUAUAGAAAGUUUGGCUUUGUAAUGGACCAUGUAUAUAUGGUAAAUUAUAUAUUUUAAACACAA